AUGGAAAAUGCAUCUAGGGUUCAUUCAUGGAUCUCUAAUAUAACAAGGCAUAAUGUCAAAGGACUCGAUCUCUGUUUGCGUCUAGAUAAAACUUUUUUUAUUCCUUCGUCUCUUUUUAAAUAUGAAUCGCUGACUAAAUUGGAGCUAAGUGCAUCCUGUAAUAUUCACAUUCCUAAAAGUUUCUCUUUCCCGAAACCCAAGAGCCUUACGCUUAGUUAUAUCCGAUUUACGGAAGAUGAUGGCUGGAAUGAGCAACACUUUUCUAAUUGCCCUGUCCUUGAGAGUUUGUUUUUGGAUGAUUGCACUUGGUUUGGUUCGAGGAAAUUCUGCAUUUUAACUCCAGCUCUAAAAGUCUUAGAAAUUUAUAAUUACUCUCCCAAGGAAGACGGUCUACAAGAUUAUGAUCUCAAAAUUCAUGCACCGGAUCUUGAAUCUAUUGUCUACUGGAAUGUUGUGGCUAAGGAUUAUGACCUGUCCAGCUUUGUAAAACUAGUUAAUGCAGAUAUCUACUUUAGUGUAUAUGAUGGGGAGGAAAGGAUAGGUCAUGGGGAGGAAAGGAAAGCUGUAAGUAAAUUUCUUCGAGCGCUUGCACAUGUAAAAAGUCUAAUAAUUGCUACGGCUGAGCUAGAGGCUGUCCUCUUUGCAGAAGAUUACGUAAACAUUCUACCUACAUUUAAUAAUCCAAACAAGUUGGACCUGACUCUUGGACCAGCCUCGGAUGAAUUAAUAUUUGCAUUGCUCAAAGCAGCACCUAAUCUGAAGAAGCUUCGAUUCAACUGGGACAUUUUUGGCGAUGAUGAUGAUGAUGACAAUGACGAUACAGUGUAUAAUGAAACUGAUGACGACUUGUUUGGACACCUACAGUCAGUUCUGUUUAGGGGAUUUGUGUGGAGGAGAGGGUUGCGAUGGGCGAAAUUAAUUUUGAAAACCGCAAAAUCUUUACAGAAAAUGACUAUUCGUGCUGGCAAUUGCUUUCUGAAAGAGAAAGAAUUAGUUGAACCAGAGUUACAGAAUCUUCCAAGAGCCUCUUUGGAAUGUGUGUUGUCUAAAACUUGUGAUCGAGUUAUUUCCUAG
Molecule: messenger RNA, 1074 nt
Organism: Papaver somniferum (opium poppy)
Lineage: Eukaryota; Viridiplantae; Streptophyta; Magnoliopsida; Ranunculales; Papaveraceae
Product: F-box/LRR-repeat protein At4g14096-like
Exons: 3
Coding region: 1-1074 (357 amino acids)
Source: RefSeq, a predicted model, not a curated record